AUGAGUACUAAUGAUCGAAUCCCAUCCAAUUUACCGAUUCUUGAUUCGAAGAAUUACGACAAGUGGUCUAAACAAAUGAAGGUCUUGUUUGAAUAUCAAGAAGUUCUCGAUAUCGUCAACAAUGGUGUCACACCUCUUGGGGCUGAACCUACAGCUGCACAUCAAGCCACUUUCAGGGAAGAGAAGAAGAAAGAUUACAAAGCUCUCUUCUUGAUACACUCUUGUGUCGAUGGUGAUAAUUUCGAAAAGGUCGGUGAUUGCGAGUCCGCGAAGCAAGCUUGGUUAAUUCUUGAGAAAGCAUAUGUUGGGGCUGCGAAGGCGAAGGUUGUGAGAUUCGACAACAUUGUGGUUGCUAUUGAAGAGUCGAAGGAUCUUACGUCGCUGAGCAAGGAUGAGCUUCAAAGUUCCCUAGAAGCACAUGAACAAAGAAUGGACGAGAGAGGAAGCGAUAAGGCAAAGGCGGAGUUAGCUUUGCAAGUUCGUUUCAAUGAAAGGAGUAAAGGUUCGAAAGGGAAACAAGGCGAUGGUGAAUCUAAACAUUCGAAGGGACAAAAGGGUGAGAGCAGCAACUCAAAUGGUUAUGGUGAUCGAAGCAACGCGAGAGGUGGAAAACCAAGAGAUAUGAGCAAAGUACAAUGCUGGAAAUGUAAGAAACUUGGGCAUUUUCAAUCAAAGUGUGGUGCUAAACAGCUUGAAACUAAAGGGGAUGAAGCCAAGGUUGUUAGGCAAGAGGUGGAUGAUGAAGCCACACUCUUAAUGAUGAUUACCGAUGAGUGUGACGGCAUGACAGAGGUGCUGGACAUCACCUGCAAGUCACGGGACAGCAGCUGCAGCAGUGCAGAAAAAGCGACAGUUUUAAGUUCGGAACAAAAUGUGAUGAUUUUGGUUCGUGAUGGAACUCAAGGCAAAGAGGAGUGGUACUUAGACUCCGGAUGUUACAACAUACGGUUGGAAGAUAAGAUCUUGCGGGUUGUUGAUGCUAGUGGUGUGUUGAUCCUAAAGGCUCCCAUGGCUACCAAUAGGACUUUCAAAGUUGAGCUGAAAGUAUUGGAGCAUAGGUGCUUAGCUACAGCUGCAAGUAGAGAGGAUUGGUUAUGGCAUUAUCGUCUCGGAAAGCAACACAAAGGAAGUUUUAGCAAGGAUGCGGGUCAUAGGACCAAUGCACACCUUGAGGUGGUGUAUUCCGAUGUUUGUGGACCUAUGCAAGUGGACACAUUUGGUGGCAAUCGAUAUUUUGUCACGUUCAUUGACGACUUUAGUAGAAAGUUGUGGACUUACGUCAUCAAGAGAAAGGAUGAGGUGUUUGAUGUAUUCAAGAGGUUUAAGUCCAUGGCGGAGAGGAAAUGCGGUCGCAAGUUGAAAGUUCUCAAAACGGACGGUGGAGGUGAGUAUACCUCAGUUGCGUUUGGGAAGUAUUGUGAUGAUGAGGGUAUAGUGCGUGAGGUUGUACCACCCUAUACGCCGCAGCAAAAUGGUAUUGCCGAGAGGAAAAAUCGCUCGAUUAUGAACAUGGUUCGAAGCAUGUUAAGCGGUAAAAAUCUACCGAAGGAACUAUGGGGAGAAGCGGUCUCUACAGCCACAUACUUAUUGAAUCGUUGUCCUACGAAGAAGCUUGAGAAGCUUACACCGGAAGAGGCUUGGUGUGGAUUCAAACCGAAUCUAAGUCAUUUGCGUGUAUUCGGUUCGUAG
Vicia villosa (hairy vetch) is the source of this 1689-nucleotide messenger RNA. RefSeq lists its product as uncharacterized. NCBI's taxonomy places the organism in Eukaryota, Viridiplantae, Streptophyta, Magnoliopsida, Fabales, Fabaceae. Gene Ontology annotation, biological process: DNA integration. The record is from RefSeq and is a predicted model, not a curated record. Gene Ontology annotation, molecular function: zinc ion binding; nucleic acid binding. The transcript has 4 exons. The coding region runs from base 1 to 1689 and encodes 562 amino acids.